GCCGCCAUGUUGGGCCGGGCCGCGGAGGAGGAGGAGGAGGAGGAGGAAGGGCGGGGUCGGGAAGAUGGUGAGUUGGAAGAAGGUGAACUGGAAGAUGAUGGGGCAGAGGAGACCCAGGACACCCCUGGAGGCCCUGAGAGGAGCCGGAAAGAAAAAGGGGAGAAGCACCACAGCGAUUCUGACGAGGAAAAGUCUCACAGGAGGCUGAAACGGAAGCGGAAGAAAGAGCGCGAGAAAGAGAAGAGAAGAUCGAAAAAGAGGAGGAAAUCUAAGCACAAGCGCCACGCAUCUUCCAGCGAUGAUUUCUCCGACUUCUCCGAUGACUCAGAUUUCAGCCCCAGCGAGAAGGGGCACCGCAAGUACAGAGAGUACAGCCCCCCGUACGUGCCGUCCCACCAGCAGUACCCCCCGUCACACAGCACGUCCCUGCCCAAGAAGUCCUACUCUAAGAUGGACAGCAAAGGCUACAGCAUGUACGACGACUAUGAUAACGAGCAGUACGGGGAGUAUGAGGGCGACGAGGAAGAGGAUAUGGGCAAGGAGGACUACGACGACUUCACCAAAGAGCUGAACCAGUACCGGCGUGCCAAGGAGGGCAGCAGUCGGGGCCGAGGCAGUCGAGGCCGUGGCAGGGGCUACCGGGGCCGAGGAAGCCGCGGAGGGUCCCGGGGCCGAGGCAGGCACCCAGAAGACGAAGAUGACUUUUAUGAAGAUGAGAUGGAUUAUGGAGAAAGUGAGGAACCAAUGGGAGACGAGGAUUAUGACGACUAUUCCAAGGAGCUAAACCAGUACCGCCGGUCCAAGGAUAGCCGAGGACGAGGGUUAAAUCGAGGCCGUGGCCGGGGUUCCCGAGGCCGAGGCAAAGGGAUGGGCCGCAGCCGAGGUCGAGGUGGCAGCCGAGGAGGGAUGAGCAAGGGUAGGAUGAACGAUGAUGAAGACUUCUAUGAUGAUGACAUGGGCGAUGGCGGUGGAAGCUACCGGAGCCGUGACCAUGACAAGCCCCAUCAACAGUCUGACAAGAAAGGCAAAGUCAUCUGCAAAUACUUCGUGGAGGGGCGGUGCACAUGGGGAGACCACUGUAACUUCAGCCAUGACAUCGAGCUACCAAAGAAGCGAGAACUGUGCAAGUUUUACAUCACCGGGUUUUGUGCCAAAGCCGAGAACUGCCCCUACAUGCACGGCGAUUUUCCGUGUAAGUUAUACCACACGACUGGGAACUGCAUCAAUGGUGACGACUGCAUGUUUUCCCACGACCCUCUGACCGAGGAGACAAGAGAGCUCUUGGAUAAGAUGUUGGCUGACGAUGCGGAAGCAGGCGCCGAGGACGAGAAGGAAGUUGAGGAACUGAAGAAGCAGGGCAUCAACCCCCUGCCCAAACCACCCCCUGGUGUGGGCCUCCUGCCCACCCCCCCACAGAUGCCCAUGCCAGUGCACGAGCCGCUGUCCCCCCAGCAGCUGCAGCAGCAGCAGGACAUGUACAACAAGAAGAUCCCCUCCUUGUUUGAGAUUGUGGUACGGCCCACAGGACAGUUGGCUGAGAAGCUGGGUGUGAGGUUCCCUGGACCUGGAGGACCCCCCGGGCCAAUGGGCCCUGGGCCCAAUAUGGGACCCCCGGGGCCAAUGGGGGGCCCAAUGCAUCCCACCAACCUUUCGGACCUCCCCCCGGACAUGCAUCCUGACAUGCACCCGGACAUGCACCCCGACAUGCCGAUGGGCCCUGGCAUGAACCCUGGCCCGCCCAUGGGACCUGGUGGCCCCCCAAUGAUGCCUUAUGGCCCUGGAGACUCCCCACAUUCUGGAAUGAUGCCCCCCAUCCCACCAGCCCAGAACUUCUAUGAAAACUUUUACCAGCAGCAGGAAGGCAUGGAGAUGGAGCCGGGACUCAUGGGGGACGCAGAGGACUACGGGCACUACGAAGAGCUGCCGGGGGAGCCUGGGGAGCACCUCUUCCCCGAGCACCCUCUGGAGCCCGACAGCUUCUCUGAGGGAGGGCCCGCAGGCCGGCCGAAGCCGGGCGCCGGUGUCCCCGACUUCCUGCCCUCAGCCCAGAGGGCCCUGUACCUGAGGAUCCAGCAGAAGCAGCAGGAGGAGGAGGAGAGAGCGAGGAGGCUGGCUGAGAGCAGCAAGCAGGACCGGGAGAAUGAGGAAGGUGACACUGGAAACUGGUACUCAAGUGACGAGGACGACGGUGGGAGCAGCGUCACCUCCAUCCUUAAGACCCUGAGGCAGCAGACGUCCAACCGACCCCAGGCUUCUGUCGGGGAGCUGAGCAGCAGUGGGCUGGGGGAUCCCCGCCUCCAGAAGGGACACCCCACCGGAGGCCGGCUGGCUGACCCCCGCCUCAGCNNGGACCCCAGGCUCACCCGCCACACUGAGGCUUCCAGCGGGUCAGGCCCCGGAGACACGGGGCCCUCCGACCCUCAGCUGGCUCGCUCCCUGCCUGCCCCUAAGCCCGAAGGCGGCCUUCAUUCCAGCCCCGCGGGCCCCAGCGGCUCCAAGGGGUCUGGGCCACCCCCUGCAGAGGAGGAGGAAGGGGAGCGGGCCCUGCGGGAGAAGGCCGUGAACAUUCCCCUGGACCCCCUUCCCGGGCAACCGCUGCGGGACCCACGGUCGCGGCUGCAGCUGCAGCAGUUCAGCCACAUCAAGAAGGAUGUGACCCUGAGCAAGCCGAGGUUCGCCCGCACCGUGCUGUGGAACCCCGAGGACCUGAUGCCCCUGCCCAUCCCCAAGCAGGAUAUCGUGCCCCCUGUCCCUGCUGCCUUGCAGUCCAUGCCUGCCCUGGACCCCAGGCUGCAUCGGGCCUCCACUGUGGGUCCCUCCAACCCCCGACAGCACUCAGGCACCUCCACGGACCCCGGCCCAUCCGGCUCCAACCUGCCUGACUUCGAGCUCCUCUCUCGAAUCCUCAAGACUGUCAGUGCCACUGGCCCCUCUGCUGCCCCCGGCCCCAGCGACAAGCCCAGCGACCCCCGGGUGCGGAAGGCGCCCACUGACCCUCGGCUGCAGAAAUCAGCAGACUCUGCUGCCUCCUCCCGCGCUGCCAAGCCUGGCUCUGCCGAAGCGCCCUCUCCAGCUGCCAGCCCCAGUGGGGAGUCCUCUCCCCCAGCCACCGCCCCCUAUGACCCCCGAGUACUGGCGGCUGGUGGGCUGGGCCAGGGCAGUGGGAGCGGGCAGAGCAGCGUGCUGAGCGGCAUCAGUCUCUACGACCCCAGGACUCCCAAUGCAGGUGGUAAAGCUGCAGAGCCCGCUGCUGACGGGGCUGCCCAGCCCAAGGGCGCCGAGGGCAAUGGCAAGGGCUCGGCGGCCAAGGCCAAGGAGCCCCCGUUUGUCCGAAAGUCUGCCCUGGAACAGCCCGAACCAGGGAAGGCCGGUGCGGACGGGGGCUCCACCACAGCCACGGACAGAUACAACAGCUACAACCGGCCCCGGCCCAAGGCCCCUGCCACCCCCACCACCACCACCGACAACCUGCCAGUGCCCACCCUCUUCGGGACCGUGAAGCAGGCGCCUAAGACGGGCUCCAGUAGCCCGUUUGCUGGCAACAGCCCCGCCCGAGAGGGCGAGCAGGACGCGGGGUCCCUGAAGGAUGUUUUUAAAGGCUUUGACCCCACCGCCUCCCCCUUUUGCCAGUAGUGUGAGGUCGGGGCGGAGCUGUCCCUACACCUACCCUUCCUAGGGCAAUAUUUAAGUGCAGCAUCCAGAGUUGGGAACUUGGGGGGAGGGGGCGCCUGGGUAUUCUUUCUUUUCCCUCUUUUUCUUUUUUUCUUUUUCUCUAUGCUCUUUCUCGCUCUUGCCCCCCCCCCCUUUUUUUAAGUAAUACUUCCUUUUUAAAACAUAUAAAUUGUAUAUAACCUUCUUCAGUUCUCGUCAGUGCUGCAGGGCUCCGGGCUCCCGCCAAGAAAACCUACUUGUGCACAUGAACAGUUUGCAAGUCACCAGCUGGUGCUCUGCCUGGCCGGCCCAAUUUUCAGGGACUCCUUGAAGACUGGGGGCACAGGGGGUUUUCUGGACACAGCUUGGCCCCUCCUCCCCCCUCCUUGCAGGACAAAGUAGGUGUUGAGAAGGCCCUGAGCACUGCUUACGUGUUGCAUGAGGAGGCGAGAUGUAGCCGGGACCGAGGCAGGACCCGCUUAGGGGCCAGUGGGGGGCGAAAGAUUAUCCAGGAAAGGAAAGGAGCCCUGGGAGCCGCCCUGGAAGAGACAAAACCCCUUCCUGCCGCAUCGCAUCGCCUCUGGAUUCGCGCCUGGUCCCUUGCCAGCCUCAGCCCAGAGUUCACCCUGAGCCCGCACCUCAGGCCUCGACCGCAGACGCCAGGGUGAGAGGCUGGGGCAGGGCCCGUGCUGCUUCCGGGCGGCAGCGCUGCAGAUGGCAUUUUCCGUCAGUAUUAGCCCCUCCUGUCCUGUCCUGUCGGCCAUGCCCUUCUCCCCUCGUGCCGGGGGCUGUCCUCCUCAGAAGCCAGAGUGCCCAGUGCUGGCCCUGGUGCCCCUGGGGACGGCUCAAGGAUCCGUGGCAUGGCCGCCCACCAGGCCCCUGAGGAGGAGUCCUGGCUGGUUCUGGGCAGUGUUUCUGUCUCUGCUCCCUCUGCCCCUCUGCGCCAUAUCUGUGGGGCCGUGGUCUCAGUGUGUUUGGGUUUCUUCUAAGCAACAGGUGCACAAGUUCAGAGGCAUGUGGGUGUGGGGUUGGUGGGCACUCCCCUAAAAAGGGCCCGAGGGCAGGCUGGAGAGUAGCCAUGGGGGGGUGGGGGCGGGCUGCUGGGCCUCCCCCGGGAGAGGCACCAGGACCCCCCCUGCUGGUGAGGGUGUGGAACCCGAGACCCGAGUCCUGCUCCCCUGAUCAGCUGAGCCGGGAAGGGAGCAGACAUCUGCACCGGCUUCUCCCAGCACCUGGCUUCGGUCCAGCCCUGUCCACAGCUCCAGACGAGCCCCCAUGGACACGGCCUGGGGAAGCUGGGCAAGGCCUAUACCGCCAGGGGUCCCUCCCACCUGUGUUCGUCCUUGCCAGCUUCUGCCUCCUCGUCCCACUGCCUCAGCCACCUCGCUUAAGGCCCCUGUCUCUCCCUUGCUAAUAAUGAGGAAACCUGGUGACCCAGCCAAAGGGUUCCCCUCCCCGCACCUUGGGGUGGGAGGUGAACAAGGCUGCUAUACCAAACCCCUCUCCCCGGAAAAAAAAUAGUUGUGUUUGGGGCCAGAAGCGAAGGCCAGAGAGGCAGCCCCACAGGGUCAGUGCGCCGUGAUCAGGUUGGUUUGGUUUGUCUUUGUCUUUUUGUUUCGUUUUUUUACACAUUAGUGAUAUUUUUCUUCAGCCGCCAGUGUUGGCCUUGAGCAGAGGGCCGCAGCCCGUGGUGUUUGUACAAUAAGUAAGAGUACACAGUGUGGCUGUGGGUUUGUUUCCUUCUCUGAGGAUUUUCUUUUGUAAAAGCAAAUUAAAUAAUUUUUUAAAACAAAUUUGUGGAUGAAUUAGAAGCUGGAGCCCUCCUUGGAUAUUCAGCCUAAGAACCUCAUGGGACUAUGAAUUUACCCCAAAUUUUCAUUUGCCAUCAGGCCAAGCUUUUAAAAAAAAUUUGUUCUCUAACCAGGAUUGUAACAAAAGUGUAAAUACUAUUUCAGAAAGUUGAUGGUGCAAAUAUGUAUAUAACGUACUGUAUUUUUACAAUGAUCGUCGCAUGCCUCUAUUCCACCCCCUUUUUGUACUCUGUAUCUGUCUUCCAGAAACGUCACCUGCCCUUUCUCCUGUGGUCUCUUAACCCAAUAAUUGUAUUACUGCCAUUAAAGGAUGCAGUUAUUUUAAAAAGUC
Messenger RNA from Myotis brandtii (Brandt's bat), 5793 nucleotides. RefSeq names its product zinc finger CCCH-type containing 4 (gene ZC3H4). Gene Ontology annotation, molecular function: metal ion binding; RNA binding. Lineage: Eukaryota; Metazoa; Chordata; Mammalia; Chiroptera; Vespertilionidae. Gene Ontology annotation, biological process: negative regulation of DNA-templated transcription. The record is from RefSeq and is a predicted model, not a curated record. Gene Ontology annotation, cellular component: nucleus.